UUUCAGAGGUAAAUAAAGUUCUAUCUAAGGGGGUGGAAAGUCAGACAAGGCAGUUUGGUCAAAAAGGACAGCAGAGGGAUUUAAGACCUCACUCCUUAUCAGUAGAGUAACAGACAUGCUGAAGAGAGGCGACAGCGUUGGUUAGCAGACUCUAUCAAAGCGACUCGUCCUGGAGGACAUACAGCCCUCCACAGAAAUAAACAAACACAAAGAAAUGAUGCAGAAAGUGAAGCAAAAGAAGAACAACAGGGGAGCAACUCAGAGUCUGCAUCACUGACUGUAGUGACACUGCGCAUGCGCGCUGCAUCUCCCCACACCCUCUCCUCUUGUCGCCUGGGUAACGGUAAAGGGGGGCUCGGCUCGGAGAGAGGUACCCGAUAAUCACAUGACCGCUGCUCAUCUCUCUGUGUUUGGAUAUAACACCAUCAUCUCCUCUAGAACCCACAGCGAGAAUCCCUCAGCCGGUCAACUAAAAGCAGAUUUACGGUGAAAGUGAACGGGAGUCGACAUGUCAGACGUAGUUCCUCCAGAAGUGAGACCCAAACCAGCUGUGCCCGCCAAGCCCCCAAAUGUGGGGGCUCCUUCCCCCUCCAGCCCCUUUCCACCCCAGGGCCAGGGUAUUGGUGGAGGCGGCGUUUCAGCACUUCCUCCAAGUGCCAUUCCCGUCCCCAUCGUGAAUCACGGCCACAGUGUGGGUCAUAAUAUUGGUCAUAGUGUGGGCCACGUUGCGGGCCAUGUUGGAGGUCACACUGCCGCACACAACGGAGGCCACGGACAUGGAGGGACCCACAGCUCCACCGGGGGAUCCACUCUGCUGGGAUACAUUGGUAUUGACACCAUCAUUGAGCAGAUGAGGAAGAAGACCAUGAAGACAGGCUUUGACUUUAACAUCAUGGUGGUUGGUCACAGCGGUCUUGGAAAGUCAACUCUGGUGAACACCCUGUUUAAGUCCCAGGUCAGCAGGAGGAGCGCAGGAUGGGCUCGUGAUGAGAAGAUCCCUAAAACUGUAGAGAUCAAAGCAGUGUCUCAUGUCCUUGAGGAGGGUGGUGUGAAGAUGAAGCUGACAGUCGUCGACACUCCAGGCUUUGGAGACCAAAUCAAUAACGACAACUGCUGGGAGCCCAUUUCCAAGUACAUCAAUGAGCAGUAUGAGAAGUUCCUAAAGGAGGAAGUCAACAUCACAAGAAAGAAGCGAAUCCCUGACACCAGGGUGCACUGCUGUCUGUUUUUCAUUACUCCGACUGGACACUCUCUUCGUUCACUCGACCUUGAGUUCAUGAAGCGCUUGAGUCACUCUGUCAACAUAAUUCCUGUUAUUGCGAAAUCGGAUACAAUGACCAUUGAGGAGAGACAGGAGUUCAAACAGCGGGUAAGGAAGGAGAUGGAGAUGGGUGGGAUUGAGUUUUACCCCCAAAAAGAGUUUGACGAGGACAUGGAGGACAAGAGCGACAAUGAUAAGAUCAGAGAGGCGAUGCCCUUCGCUGUGGUGGGCAGCGACAAAGAAUAUCCAGUGAAUAACAAACGAAUUCUGGGGAGGAAGACCGCGUGGGGCAUAGUAGAAGUUGAAAACCCCAAUCAUUGUGAGUUUGCUCAACUGAGGGAUUUUCUGAUCAGGUCUCACCUGCAGGAUUUGAAAGAGGUUACUCACAACAUUCACUAUGAAACCUAUCGUGCCAAGAGACUGAACGCGAACGGAGGCCUCCACCCCAUUUCCUCCAAUGACACCCAGGAAAGCAACCUGUAGUCAGUCAGAGUGAGACAGAUGGAUGAACCUACAUAAAAAUAUGUCAUCAUCGUCACUGCGGCAUUGCUGCAUGCUUGAAAAAUUGGUGUUGUUCAUUCGUGUAAUCUCUUCCGAUUCCUAACUCCACCCAUCGUCUUCUACACUUUCGUCCCCACAAACACAUAUCAAACCCCUCCAAUUUCAUUUCAAAGUCAUUCCUAUGAACAUUUGGAUGAAAGGAGGGGCAGUCCAAAAACUGAAAAUGAGUGCCAUUUCUAAAAUUAACAAUUAUUGACUGCCAAUGCCUUGUAAUUUAUUAUCAUACGGGUAGAUAAGAUUAGAAAGUGCCACAAUAUUAUAUGAAUGAAAGGCACAUUUUUUAAUUUUAGUGGUGUGCAGCAACCAAUGUCUGAUUUAGACUAAUUAAAUGAUUUGCUCAAAAUAUUUAAACAAUAUAAAAAUAUAGAACAGUUAAUUGGACAACAUGUAUCUAAUUUUAAUACCAAUCUGAAAGUCUCCUAAAGCUGGUAAUUAAAGAAAAAAACACCACAUUUUGUUCUGGUUUUUUGGCAUUGUAGAUUGAAUGCAUUUUGCUCUUCACUAUUCCCACCGGCCAUUCAUACAAAUAUUAUUUUAUGAGCCAAAAUAAAAAGUAAAAGAGUUAUAAGUGAACCUGAUGUUUGGUCACAGAAAAUCUUUGAAAUAUUAUCGUUAUAAGUUUUAUGUGUUGCAAAGCUUUUUGUAAACAUAGCAGAACUCUGUACUGUGACCAGUAUUUGUGUCAAUGCCAUUUUUAAUUGAAAUUCAUAUUGUUCACCACUAGGGGGCCUCACACUCCCAUGUAUAAUUAGUGACUCGGUAGAGCCAGAAAUCGGCACUUUUUUUUCAGACCACUUUACUGCUGAGAUUAUUAUUUUAUUUCUCACACUGUCCAGUUAUUUCCUGAUAAAGUUGACAGUGUUAAUCCUCCACUGUUAGUGAAAACUAAUACAUCUCUCCAGAUCAGGUUUACACAGAACUUAAUAUUUUCUACCGAAUGGUCUGUGCUCAAAGUGUGGGCGCAAUUAUUCCAAAUUAAUUUAUUUAACCUGUUUACCAAGUUUUCUUUAGGAAUUCAACAUUUAUACAGUUCUGUCAUGCGUUGCCUGCAGUACAGCACGAAAAUGCCAAAACUAUGACAAAUUAAAUCUUGUGAUAUUUAUCAAACUGUUUUUGUUUUAAGCUUUAUUAUCAUUUUAAAUGACCAUACACUUUUGUGGGAUUUUGAUAUGUGUGAUUUCUGCAACAAACUGAUAAUAGUUGUCUGUGAUUUUGAUGCAGUCGAAGAUUUCAAGCAGAAAUUUGAAAGUGUUUGUGUGUGCAUGCUUGUGUCCAUUUUGCCUCACAUAUCACUGCAACUUUACAUAAACAUAUGAAAUAUUUUUGAGUGUGUGAUGAGGUCUUAACUCCUGUAACUAAACUAAUAGCCCACUAUCCACAUAUCACUAAUACCUUUACACUUCACAACCUCAUUUAUUUAAUAACCUCUUUUCUGAAAGUUGCUGUGACACAUUGACAUUGAUAAAACAAAUUCAGUGUCAUAUUGAGGUAUUUAUACAUUAAUGUCGUAUUAUUGUAAUUUAUUCUUUGUUUAAUAAAAGCACAUUCCCAUGUC
Molecule: messenger RNA, 3377 nt
Organism: Eleginops maclovinus (Patagonian blennie)
Lineage: Eukaryota; Metazoa; Chordata; Actinopteri; Perciformes; Eleginopidae
Gene: septin3
Product: septin 3
Exons: 11
Coding region: 509-1744 (411 amino acids)
Biological process (GO): intracellular protein localization; cytoskeleton-dependent cytokinesis
Cellular component (GO): cell division site; septin ring; presynaptic cytoskeleton
Molecular function (GO): GTP binding; GTPase activity; molecular adaptor activity
Source: RefSeq, a predicted model, not a curated record